GGGGAGACCUAGGCGGCUCUGCGGACGCAGCUCCUUUGCCGCCUUCCCCCUCCCGUCCAGUGCCCAGGCGGCUCCUGGUGGCGACGCUGCCCUGGGUGGGAGGCGCGGCCCGGCGGCAGCUGAGCCCUCGGCGCGGCACAGCCAGCUCUCCCGCCCGCGCGGCGCCGUGACAGGUGCAGGGUCUCCGCCCGAGACCCACCUGCAGGGGCUGUCGAGAUGCCUACCAUGCGGAGGACCGUGUCGGAGAUCCGCUCGCGCGCGGAAGGGUAUGAGAAGACAGAUGAUGUUUCAGAGAAGACCUCGCUGGCUGAUCAGGAGGAAGUGAGAACCAUAUUCAUCAACCAGCCACAGCUAACAAAAUUCUGCAACAACCACGUCAGUACUGCAAAAUACAACGUGAUCACCUUCCUUCCGAGGUUCCUCUAUUCUCAGUUCAGAAGAGCGGCUAACUCGUUCUUUCUCUUUAUUGCCUUGCUCCAGCAAAUUCCCGACGUGUCACCGACCGGUCGCUACACGACACUGGUUCCUCUCUUAUUUAUUUUAGCUGUGGCAGCUAUCAAAGAGAUAAUAGAAGAUAUUAAACGACACAAGGCUGAUAAUGCUGUGAACAAGAAACAGACACAAGUUUUGAGAAAUGGUGCAUGGGAAAUUGUUCACUGGGAAAAGGUGGCAGUGGGGGAGAUAGUGAAGGUGACCAAUGGGGAACACCUCCCGGCAGAUCUCCUGAGUCUGUCCUCAAGUGAGCCCCAGGCCAUGUGCUACAUCGAGACAUCCAACUUAGAUGGUGAAACAAACUUGAAAAUUCGACAAGGCUUACCGGCAACGUCGGAUAUCAAAGACAUUGACAGUUUGAUGAGAAUUUCUGGCAGAAUCGAGUGUGAAAGUCCAAACCGACAUCUCUAUGAUUUUGUUGGGAACAUAAGGCUUGACGGACAUGGCACCAUUCCCCUGGGGGCAGACCAGAUCCUUCUCCGAGGAGCUCAGUUAAGAAAUACCCAGUGGGUUCAUGGGAUAGUUGUCUACACCGGCCACGACACCAAGCUGAUGCAGAAUUCCACAAGUCCACCACUUAAACUCUCCAAUGUGGAACGGAUUACAAAUGUACAAAUUCUGAUUUUAUUUUGCAUCUUAAUUGCCAUGUCUCUUGUGUGUUCUGUGGGCUCAGCCAUUUGGAAUCGAAGGCAUUCCGGGAAAGACUGGUACCUCCAUCUACACUAUGGUGGCGCUAGUAAUUUUGGACUGAACUUCCUGACUUUCAUUAUCCUUUUCAACAACCUCAUUCCCAUCAGCUUGCUGGUCACAUUAGAAGUGGUGAAGUUUACCCAGGCAUACUUCAUAAAUUGGGAUCUUGACAUGCAUUAUGAGCCCACAGACACAGCAGCAAUGGCUCGGACAUCUAAUCUGAAUGAGGAACUUGGCCAGGUUAAAUACAUAUUUUCUGACAAAACUGGGACCCUGACAUGCAAUGUGAUGCAGUUCAAGAAGUGCACCAUCGCGGGCGUGGCCUAUGGCCAUGUCCCCGAACCUGAGGAUUAUGGGUGCUCGCCCGAUGAAUGGCAGAGCUCACAGUUUGGAGAUGAAAGAACCUUUAAUGACCCGUCGUUGCUGGACAAUCUCCAGAAUAACCAUCCAACCGCACCUACCAUCUGUGAAUUUCUCACAAUGAUGGCCGUCUGCCACACAGCUGUACCGGAGAGAGAAGGGGACAAGAUCAUUUAUCAGGCAGCAUCGCCAGAUGAAGGAGCACUGGUCAGAGCCGCCAAGCAGUUGAAUUUUGUCUUCACUGGAAGAACUCCUGACUCCGUCAUCAUAGAUUCACUGGGGCAGGAAGAAAGAUAUGAAUUGCUCAAUGUCCUAGAGUUCACCAGCGCUAGGAAGAGGAUGUCAGUGGUGGUUCGCACUCCAUCCGGGAAGUUACGGCUGUACUGCAAAGGAGCUGACACAGUAAUUUAUGAACGACUUGCCGAGACUUCAAAGUACAAAGAAAUCACCCUAAAACACUUGGAACAGUUUGCUACGGAAGGGCUGAGGACUUUGUGUUUUGCUGUGGCUGAGAUUUCUGAGAGCGACUUUGAGGAGUGGCGGGCCGUCUACCACCGCGCAUCCACGUCGGUACAGAACAGGCUGCUGAAGCUGGAGGAGAGCUACGAGCUGAUCGAAAAGAAUCUUCAGCUACUUGGAGCUACAGCCAUUGAGGACAAAUUGCAGGACCAAGUGCCUGAAACCAUAGAAACGCUAAUGAAGGCUGACAUCAAAAUAUGGAUCCUUACCGGGGACAAGCAAGAAACGGCCAUCAAUAUUGGACACUCCUGUCGACUUCUGAAGAGGAACAUGGGAAUGAUCGUUAUAAACGAAGGCUCUCUUGACGGCACGAGGGAAACUCUCAGCCGCCACUGCACCACCCUGGGAGAUGCUCUUCGAAAGGAAAAUGACUUUGCUCUUAUAAUUGAUGGGAAGACCCUCAAAUAUGCCUUAACCUUCGGCGUCCGGCAGUAUUUCCUGGACUUAGCUCUGUCCUGCAAAGCUGUCAUUUGCUGCAGGGUUUCUCCUCUUCAGAAGUCUGAGGUUGUCGAGAUGGUUAAAAAACAAGUCAAAGUCAUCACGCUUGCCAUCGGAGAUGGAGCAAAUGACGUCAGCAUGAUCCAGACGGCCCACGUGGGUGUUGGGAUAAGCGGCAAUGAAGGUUUGCAGGCAGCCAACUCUUCAGAUUACUCCAUCGCUCAGUUCAAAUAUUUGAAGAAUUUAUUGAUGGUUCAUGGUGCCUGGAAUUACAAUAGAGUCUCCAAGUGUAUCCUGUACUGCUUCUACAAGAACAUCGUGCUCUACAUCAUCGAGAUCUGGUUUGCCUUUGUCAACGGCUUUUCUGGACAGAUCCUCUUUGAAAGAUGGUGUAUAGGGCUUUAUAAUGUGAUGUUCACAGCGAUGCCUCCCUUGACGCUUGGGAUAUUUGAGAGGUCUUGCAGAAAGGAGAACAUGUUGAAGUAUCCUGAGUUGUACAAAACGUCCCAGAAUGCUCUCGACUUCAAUACCAAGGUUUUCUGGGUUCAUUGUUUGAAUGGCCUCUUCCACUCUGUUAUUCUGUUUUGGUUCCCACUGAAAGCCCUUCAGUAUGGCACGGUAUUUGGAAAUGGGAAAACCUCGGAUUACCUGCUUCUGGGAAACUUUGUUUAUACUUUUGUAGUGAUAACUGUGUGCUUGAAAGCUGGACUGGAAACCUCCUAUUGGACAUGGUUCAGCCACAUCGCCAUCUGGGGCAGUAUUGCGCUCUGGGUGGUGUUCUUCGGGAUCUACUCAUCUCUGUGGCCUGCGGUUCCCAUGGCCCCUGACAUGUCUGGAGAGGCAGCUAUGCUCUUCAGCUCUGGAGUCUUCUGGGUGGGUUUGCUCUCCAUCCCUGUGGCGUCCUUGCUUCUGGAUGUGCUGUACAAAGUCAUCAAGAGGACGGCCUUUAAAACCUUAGUGGAUGAAGUUCAGGAGCUUGAGGCGAAGUCUCAAGACCCGGGUGCAGUCGUUCUUGGGAAAAGCCUCACAGAGAGGGCACAGCUGCUCAAGAAUGUCUUUAAGAAGAACCACGUGAAUCUGUACCGCUCCGAGUCCCUGCAACAGAACCUGCUCCAUGGCUAUGCUUUCUCUCAAGAUGAAAACGGCAUCGUCUCACAGUCUGAAGUCAUCAGAGCCUAUGAUACCACGAAACAGAGGCCUGAUGAGUGGUGAUUGGUAGGCCUAAGCCACCGGCCCCCCCGCCGUAUCUCUGAGGAGAGCCAUCACAGUCUAAGGUCAUCACUGCAACCUGCUGACCAAUUCCAGUCUGGUCCAUGGGGAGAAAAAGUGGAUCUGAGCUCAUCUCACAGAUGAAUUUCAAGGACAUAGCGCUAUGUGACUACUGUAAUACCAUUGUCCUUGGAUAUCCUCAAGUACCUGCUAAGGCUUUGUAAACCGAUAUUGGAAAUUACCUUGUAUCUUGCCAGAGUGCUUUCUCAAAAUGGGGACAGGUCAGUGUUCACAAGCCGUCCCUCUGGGGCUGUAACUAUUGUUCAUUGCCUCAACCACCAGUUAGUCAACCAUUUAAAAGAAACAACAACUCAGAAAUGAUGUUAAGGGGAGGACUCUCUAUAUCCAGACUAUCGGGAUAUACUGAAAUAAGACAGCUCACACUACUGAGCACUUCUAAACAAGGCAUUAGUACGUGUUUGUGUCAAAGAGUGUCUUGCUAAGUGUUUGCCAAAGACGUUCAGUGUGUGUGUUUCUCAUUCAGUAGUCAUCUGCCCAGAAAUCUAAAAGAAAGUUUUUUUUCAUGGUACCUCCGUACCAUCUGCAUGCUUGACUUUUCAAACAUGAGCGUGACUUAAAAUUUUGAGCAUUUCCAGGCGUUUGCUACUAAAAUCUGUGAUGUCGCACCUUCGGCCUUACAACUGCUUCUCUGUCGUUUGUCUUCUUUUAUUUGUUCCAGUCGGAGGGAUGUGUGUCUGUGUGACUGUCGUUAUGACGCUGACUCUUUUUUCUAUUUUAAUUGUACUGUUUGUCAUUUCUGAUGAAUUUUAGACUCCUUUAGAUGUUCCUUUAAAAAAAAAAAUCUGGCUUCUGCUGUGUAUUGAGUGACUACGCCGCUGCGUCUUCAGUUUUUCCCCUCCUAAGGAAAUUACCCUUACAUAUUUAUGUGGGAUUUCCAAAGACCUUUGGGAUAAUCUGUGAGAUAGUGCAUGGGCUUUUUGUCAUGUACAUAGGCUCAGCUUUUGUCCCGUGCUGUUUGUUCUUCACUGUGCGCUCCCACUGGCGAUGAUAUGUGUAGCACAGUUGGUCUCAUGGCGACUACCCGUAUGCUUAAGCCUGAAAAUUAUUUCACAGUUCACUCAGCCGACAACUCCCAAACUGAGUCACAACACUGCUUAUCGACACGAGAGAGAUAAGUGGCACAAUUCCCUCAUUUUAAGGAAAUAACCUAUUUUACUCUGACCUAACGCCUCACAGUCAAUGACUACUUACCAUAAGUAGGGUUCACUGAUAGGUUUUUUUCGAAUAUGUGUUCUCUGAUUAGUUCGCCAUCUCCAUGAAUUCUCCUGAAAAAAAAAAAAAAAAAGCCUAUUUUGCUACCAACAGUAAAUGGUGAAGGGGCUGUUUAAAAACCACACCCAGUUUUCUACAGUUUUUAUGGUAUUUUUUUCAUCUUAAAAGAUAAAAAAAAAAAAAAAAGGGAGUUCUAGUUUUCAGAUACACUUCAGAGAUGGAAACAACAAACUCUUCUGCCUUCCAUUCAAAAGCCUGUCUGCCUUUUUGUGGAUUACCAGCAAAAUAGACCUUUAAAUGUGUGCAAGGACUAGCUUUGAGAAGGGGGUUUUCUCCAUAUUAUCCCAUUAAAUCAUUUCAUUGUCACCCCCCCGCCCCCCGCUUUCUUGGUCUGAAUUUAAAAUUAGACUGUGUGUCUUCCUUCUCUAAAGCUGUAGCUAGAUUCCAGCGUGUCUCCACAUUCCCUGCAAAGAAAAGGGGGUUCUAAAAAUUCACGUCAUUGGAAAGGGGGCAGAGUGGACACACUUCACAUCUCAAAGGAUCCCGUUUGGAGCUUAGAUCAGCCGACAGGAGAAUCCAAGCAUCUAGCAGAGCCACACCCAUAGAAUCUAAGCUGACCUUCCAGAUGCAGGCUUAGCUGUCCACCAGCUGAAUCUGGAGAGUGGGUUCUCCUCAGCCUCCUAGGGGUAACCAUUGAGGUCAUACCCCCCCCCCAAAAUGACUGGCUAUCCAAGAAAGGCUUGCUUCCCUUGGUCCAGCUAUCAGAGGUAUCUGUCUCCAGAUUCCUCACAUCAGAACAUUGUCAAGGAGAAUGGAAUCUUCUGACCUAUGCCUGGAAAUCUAAAGUCAUCUUUUUAUCCUGAUUCAUAAAUUCUUCUGAUGGAACUCUUCCAUGUGAGCAUACUCAGUUACACAACAUACCCUGAAAACGAGACUCUAUGCCUUUUGUCCCUGGAUCCUGUGUUUAAAUGACAGGCGUUAAUUUGGUCUCUCUGUUCUUAAGUUGGGGAGAGCACAGGGAGUGGCCAUUUGGGUAAAACUUGAAAUAGAGACUUGCUAUUGCAGUGAGUUUACAGAAACUUAAUCCUCUCGAGUUUCUAGCCUUUGUCAGCUGGGUAAAGGGCACAUGGUUUUGCCAUGGAUUUGAAUGGGUGCAGUCAAAGUGACUUUAAGCCUAUGUUUUCUGAAAUAAACAACACAGAACUCCAAUUUAAAAGUCCCCUAUAGGGGACUCUGGUAAAUGCUGACAUGACUGCUUUGUAACGUUUACAAUCCAGAAAAUCCUCAUUCCUUUAGCGUUGAAAAGCUGGGAGGUGAAUCAUUGAUGUUAGGUUGGGAUUUCACACAGUAGUGGAGGGCAUAGACUUUCUGUGUGUUAGAUAUACACCUAACAAUUCACUGCUGUCUCACACCUAAAAGAUGCUCUAUUAGCAUUAAGUGAAGGUACUAGCAGGAAACCAGUGUUCUCGGGAACAUGGUAAAUGUGCCUCUUGGCUGGUACUCCACUCAGUGCUCCCUGGGCGACAGCAGCAGAACUUGCUGGAUUGCUCUCUCACACCCUGGCAGGUGAAGGGGUACUGCCAAAUAAGGGAGCCACGGACUAUGUUGUCAUUAAAGAGAGUCCAUGAGUCAUUGUCCUUUCCAUCAGGCAAAGUGGAUUCUGUAAAUAAUCAGCGUGUUGUCUCAGCAUUUGAUGAUCUAUUUUAAUUUUUCAGUUCAGUAUCCCAGAUAGCUGGUGUGACGUUCACAAUAGGUUAGUCUGUUCUAUACUCAGUGCCACACUCAUAACCUGUGAUUGAAAGCUGCCCUUUCAGAAAACGAAUGCUAGUGAGAAGGCAAUGGGUGGAGUCCUUUCUUUUCUUUCUUUCUUUCUUUCUUUCUUUCUUUCUUUCUUUCUUUCUUUCUUUCUUUCUUUCUUUCUU
Molecule: messenger RNA, 6923 nt
Organism: Mus pahari (shrew mouse)
Lineage: Eukaryota; Metazoa; Chordata; Mammalia; Rodentia; Muridae
Gene: Atp8a1
Product: ATPase phospholipid transporting 8A1
Exons: 37
Coding region: 217-3711 (1164 amino acids)
Biological process (GO): phospholipid translocation
Cellular component (GO): plasma membrane
Molecular function (GO): ATP binding; ATP hydrolysis activity; ATPase-coupled intramembrane lipid carrier activity
Source: RefSeq, a predicted model, not a curated record